AUGGCGAUCCCAUCUCGCCCAGGACUCCUGACAACUACAGUGUAUCCGGUGCAACGAGUCGCAGUCUACAACCAGCACUUUGCUACAAAUCCGUCACUUCAGAUUUGGCUGGCUAGACUCAAGAACCCCUGCCAAGACUCACCAAGCAUGCACCUGAGUUCCUUCCUACUUGUGGCAGUGGUCACCCUGGUGGCAACCUCCACCAGCCUUGCGACUGCCGAAGACUCCGUAAUUAUUAAGAACGCAGCUGCUGAUUCGAACCGCGUUCUGAGCAGCAUCGACAACGAAGAACAAGCGUAUUAUCUUCCUGGAUUGAAAACCCUCAAGUCGGCGUUCGGCAAGAAGUGGACGAAGUUGACCGAGGCGCUCAAGAAGAAGAUUAACCCGCCAAGCGACGGGUACAAGAAGAAGGUGAAGAAUAAGCGGCUUCGCGAUGAGAACAACUUCAUCCGCCGCUAG
Phytophthora sojae is the source of this 459-nucleotide messenger RNA. RefSeq lists its product as hypothetical. NCBI's taxonomy places the organism in Eukaryota, Oomycota, Peronosporomycetes, Peronosporales, Peronosporaceae. The transcript has a single exon. The record is from RefSeq and is a predicted model, not a curated record. The coding region runs from base 1 to 459 and encodes 152 amino acids.